UCUGUCAUUCCUUUUCUUUCUCGAUCGGCAAAGAAAAGAAGAUUGUUCAUGAACACCAUUCUGCAGGAGAGGAAUGUCUUUCUUUAGUUUAAAUUACCAAGAACUUUCUCUUCGUUCACAAUCAUUUAUUUUCCUCAGAAGAAAAGGAGAUUCUUUUCCCACAUUUUUUCAAUUAAUUUGUCUACCGGAAUUCGCAUGAGAGAAGAAUAGAAACCCACAACUUCGAGAAAUUUUGUCUCCAAGAGGGUUUCGAUCAACAGAUUCUUGGGCGAUGGAAGUGGGUACGAUAAAGUUUACGUGGAAAAUAAAGAAUUUCUCGAAGCUUGAUAGGCAUUGGCACGAUUCGGAGGUCUUCUCCCUUAGAGAUUACAAAUGGCAGAUAUGGUUGUGCGCUAACUAUAAGGAUAAGUUGGUAAUGUGUCUGGAAGUUCCAGAUGAUGCGCGGACUUUGCCCUCUGGUUGGUGUCAAAAUGCAAGAUGGUCCUUGACUGUCGUCAGCCAAAUUGAUAAGAAAUUAUCAAUUACAACAGCUUCAGAGGGUAAAUUUAAUGCAGAACGUGAUUAUGAGUGCUUCUUAUUCAUCCCUCACAAGGAAUUGCGUGAUCCAGGAAAGGGUUAUUUGGUGGAAGACACAUGCAUAAUUGAGGCUGAUGUUACAGUAUUCGAGGAUGUAGCUUUUGAAUCACAAGGCUUAAGCAAAGAUACCAGUAACGUAGCUAAAGAAGACCCAAGUCAAGAAAAAAUGAAUGCAUUCUUAGCAAAAAUUUCUAGUAGUAAAAAUAUUUGGUCAAAAGAAGAAGUAGAAGAAGCUCUGACACUGAUAGAGAACACCUAUCCAGCUAACUUAAAUGAUCCAGGGAGAAUUUCUAAAAUAAGAAAUGCAUUUGAUGUUUUAUCUUCUGUUGAUGAUUACUAUAUUACAGUUGAACAAAAAGCAGAAUUACCAACCAUGAAGGAAAAAUUUAAUGACUUGCCUGACAGAGCAGCCACAGCAACAAAGGACAAGAAUAUGUGCACAAACAAGGAAUUUGUUAAGAUGACACUUGGCCGCAAACUGGAUAGGUGUCUAAUUGAGUUUAAAAAGGCUAAGGAAGAGACCGAGCAGCAGGAACGGAGCAUUGUCAACCUUCAGUUGCAAGCUAAGGUCCUUCUUGCCCAAAUUGAGGAGGCUCAGAAGAAGGAGGACAAUUUCUCAUCCAAGCAGAAAGAAAUGACUAAACUUUCCAAUGACCUGAAAGCUGAACUUGAUGUGUUAGAAAAACAGUGGCCUGAGUAUGAAGCAAAGAUGAAAGCUGCUGAAGAGGAGGAGAAGAAAGUUAGUACAGAAUGGCACAAAAUGAAACAAUUCGUUUUAUCUCUAAAGACUCCUUUUUACUCAUCUGAUAUAAAGCCAUGCACCAUGUAAGAAGUGCCAUAUGAAUGUUUUUAU
Molecule: messenger RNA, 1429 nt
Organism: Rubroshorea leprosula
Lineage: Eukaryota; Viridiplantae; Streptophyta; Magnoliopsida; Malvales; Dipterocarpaceae
Source: the annotation of a GenBank genome assembly